AUGUACAGAGUGAAGGCAGAGUUUACUGGUAAGUCCAUUGGACUACCGAUUUCGAAAUUCAUCCUCUCGAAAGGAAAAAGAGGCCUAAAUAUUGCGUCUGUGCUCCUGAAGGACGUCAAAGGUUCAAACAAUCCAACAUCCGCCGAAGAUUUGGCUAGCAGACCGGAUGCCAAUGCCACCACAAGAGCGGACUACUACGAAUAUGAGCGUCUUUUAAAGGAUUCGGUCAAGGAUUUCAAAGCUACAUGGUUAAAUGCCCUAGCUGAGCGUAAGACGCAAUUGGCACAAGGUAAAGUCAUUGAUUCCUAUGUGUAUAGUCACAUCAAAUCCACUGAUGUCAUCGAUAAGACAAGGAAAGACUCGUUCGCUUACGUUGUUCUGCCUUUCAGGGAAGAUCCAUUGAUCUCUGACUUCUAUGUUAAUGCAGCUGGGCGAUUAAGAAUGGGUCAGCUUUUUCAAGAUCUCGAUUCACUGGCUGGUAAGAUUGCAUACAAACACACCGCCCCGGUUGAGCCUAUGAUCGUCACAGCAUCCGUUGACCGAAUCUACCUGUUGAAGGCUUUAGACACUAUCGCUGACUAUAACAUCAUUAUUUCUGGUGCUGUGACUUAUACGGGUAGAUCCUCAAUGGAGAUUUCCAUCUCUGCAAGAGCUAUGCAACGUGAUAUUCCUAAGGAAAUUACCGAAGAGUCGCUCUCCGAGGAGGAUACUUUCAUGACAGCUUCAUUCACAUUUGUUGCCAGAAACCCUGAGACUCAUAAAUCAUUAGCUAUCAACAGACUUUUGCCAUUGAACGAGAAGGAAUGGAUGGACUUUAAACGUGCCGAAUCUCGUAUGUCCGCCAAAAAGAUGAAAGCUGCUAAUAUGGACCUAGAGAAAUAUCCGCCAACUAAAGCCGAGUCCUUGCUUCUUCAUCAAUUAUGGGCAGCCUCUAAAGAAUUGGCUAGUUUGAAGGAAAAACCAUCCAACAUUGUGUUUAUGAAAGACACAAAUGUUAAAUCUACUAUGUUCAUGCAACCUCAAUACAGAAACAGACACUCAUACAUGAUUUUUGGUGGUUACUUGAUGAGACAGACAUUCGAGUUAGCAUAUUGUUGUGCUGCUUCAUUCUCUCAUUCUUUGCCCAGAUUCGUUUCCUUGGAUUCUUUGACGUUCAACACACCCGUUCCCGUUGGUUCAGUGCUGCACAUGGACGCCACUGUCGUCUACACAGAACAUUUGCAUGAAUCUACGAGCAAGCCAAAGGUUGCUUCCGUGACGGAUCAAUCCAUCGAUGGUAAUACUGUCUUCCAUUUCCAACCAACCCCAGUCAAUGAGCUAUCUAUGCAUGAGAACGAUUUCCUGUCCAAACCCGGUACUCUGGUUCAAAUUAAAGUGGACACAAUGGUCCAACAAUUGGCUUCCGACAAAUUAAAGAAGUCUGGAUCUUUUAUAUAUUCUUUCUUCGCUCCAAGAGAUAAGGAUGACCAGCAUACAGCCGACCCAGGUUAUUGUACUGUCGUCCCUGAAUCCUACUCUGAGAUGAUAGAGUACAUUGAGGGUAGAAGACGUGCAAACGAUACCGCAAUGUACGCUAAAACCUUAAAGCAAACCCCCAAUUGA
This is a messenger RNA of Torulaspora delbrueckii, 1602 nucleotides long. RefSeq lists its product as uncharacterized. Gene Ontology annotation, biological process: acyl-CoA metabolic process. The coding region runs from base 1 to 1602 and encodes 533 amino acids. Lineage: Eukaryota; Fungi; Ascomycota; Saccharomycetes; Saccharomycetales; Saccharomycetaceae. Gene Ontology annotation, cellular component: mitochondrion. The record is from RefSeq and is a predicted model, not a curated record. Gene Ontology annotation, molecular function: fatty acyl-CoA hydrolase activity. The transcript has a single exon.